Messenger RNA from Acanthochromis polyacanthus (spiny chromis), 1198 nucleotides. It is a transcript of the gene nup37, whose product is annotated as nucleoporin 37. The coding region runs from base 153 to 1124 and encodes 323 amino acids. The record is from RefSeq and is a predicted model, not a curated record. Lineage: Eukaryota; Metazoa; Chordata; Actinopteri; Pomacentridae. The transcript is spliced from 11 exons. Gene Ontology annotation, molecular function: protein binding. Gene Ontology annotation, cellular component: nuclear pore outer ring.
GGUACAUUCCGUGUCGUACACGGAAAAAGAUUAUAAACAUCUCCAAGGCGGGCAGCAUUUGAUUCCGCUGGAAAUAAAGUGCCGAAUUGAAGGGAGAUCUAUAUAGUGUGUGUAAGACCUGAACUGAAUCCAGCUUAACCACAACACACAACAUGCAGGAAGACUCGAGCCGCAGUCCCAGCUACACGGUGGCGUGUGAGGACUAUGUUCACGUGGUGGAGUUCAGCCCUUUUAGCUCUGGAACUCCAGCUUCUCUCCUGGCCUACGGUGGAAACCAGUAUGUGGUAGUGGGCACCUGCCUCUUCCAGGAGGAGGAUGUGGAGAUCGAGGGAGUUGAGUUCAACGUUCUUCGAGCUUUUCAUCAUGAAUUGCGUGUCGAUGCUCUCGCCUGGAGCCCUGAGUCUCGGCUGGACAGGAUACCCACUAUCAGAUUGUGCACCGCCGCAGCCGACAGAAAGCUACGCCUGCUGACUUCUGAUCUGCAGGAUAGGCAUGAAGUCAAGGUGAUGGAGGGCCACACCAGCUACAUUAACCAUUUGGUGUUCGAGCCCACAGAGGGGAAACAAAUUGCUUCCGUCAGUGAUGACCACACUUGCAGAGUUUGGGACCUGGAUGGAAACGAAAGCACUGUUCUCAGACUUCGCUCUCCUGGCAUGAGUGUGUGCUGGCAUCCAGAGGAAGUGUUCAAGUUAAUGGUGGCAGAGAAAAAGGGGACGAUUCGCUUCUACGACCUGGUCACCCAGCAGGCCAUCCUGUCGCUGGACUGUGGAACGCUCAUCUCGGCCGACUGGUGUCUCACCAACACCAUCAAAGUGGGCGCGGUGGCGGGUAAUGACUGGCUUAUCUGGGACAUAACGCGCUCCAGUUACCCUCAAGAAAAAAGGCCGGCGCAUAUAGAUAAAGCUCGGCUGUUCAAAUGGUCUCGAGCCAAUGAAAACCUUUUCGCCACCACCGGAUGUCCAGGAAAGAUCACCAGUCAGUUGUUCAUCCACCAUCUCGGCCACCCACAACCGGUGAUGAUCGGAUCGGCCCCUGUCGGAUCGGGUCUCAGCUGGCACCGGACGCUGCCCCUCUGUGUUGUUGGAGGUGACAGGAAACUUUGCUUUUGGAUGACUGAAAUGUAGACUUCUGUGCUGCACUUUCCCUUCGUCCUUUGUUUCUAUCCUAGUAAAUGUUCAAUAAAAUAUUUUUCUUAGUA